Molecule: messenger RNA, 1516 nt
Organism: Durio zibethinus
Lineage: Eukaryota; Viridiplantae; Streptophyta; Magnoliopsida; Malvales; Malvaceae
Product: TATA-box-binding protein-like
Biological process (GO): DNA-templated transcription initiation
Molecular function (GO): DNA binding
Source: RefSeq, a predicted model, not a curated record
GGGUACAAAAUGCCAACCCAAUUGAACCACCGCCUUUAUCUCUCUUUAUACCAAUCUCUCAAAAAAUCUCAUCAUCAAAGCGAGACCCUCAUGAAAUCCAUAUCUCAAACAAAAACCUAUAAAAGACUCGCCUUUUCAAACAUUUACCCUCAAUUUUCCCUCCAAUUUUAUGUAGAUUUACCUCUUUAAAUCCCCUAAUUGUUGUUUUUUUUUUCCUUGAAAAAGAUAGUGAAUUUGAUUAGAUUUGGGUAAAACUGGAUCCGUUUUUGUUUUGGGUAUUCCCUUUAUUUCCUCCAAAAGUUGUUGAUUUACCCGUUUAAAAACCGUAACUUUUUGGUAAACGUGUUGAGUUUGAUUAGAUUUGGGUGAGAUUCGAUCUGGGUUUUUCGGUUUGGAUAUUUAGAGAAAAACCCAUCUUUUUGGGGGGAAAUUUGGGGGGGGGGGUGGUUUGGGUGAGGAACCAAAAAGGGAAUGGCAGAACAAGGUGGCUUGGAAGGGAGCCAACCAGUGGAUCUUUCCAAGCAUCCAUCUGGCAUUGUUCCCACUCUUCAGAACAUUGUAUCAACUGUGAACUUAGAUUGCAAGUUGGAUCUUAAGCUAAUUGCUUUGCAAGCUCGAAAUGCAGAAUACAAUCCCAAGCGUUUUGCUGCUGUAAUUAUGAGGAUCAGGGAGCCAAAAACUACAGCUUUGAUUUUUGCCUCUGGAAAGAUGGUCUGCACUGGUGCUAAAAGUGAACAGCAGUCUAAACUGGCUGCGAGGAAGUAUGCCAGAAUUAUCCAAAAGCUUGGGUUUCCUGCUAAGUUUAAGGACUUCAAAAUUCAAAACAUUGUUGGGUCCUGUGAUGUUAAAUUUCCUAUCAGACUUGAAGGCCUUGCAUACUCCCACGGUGCCUUUUCAAGUUAUGAACCAGAACUCUUUCCAGGUCUGAUCUAUCGUAUGAAACAACCGAAGAUUGUACUUCUUAUUUUUGUGUCAGGGAAGAUUGUGAUCACUGGAGCUAAGGUGAGAGAAGAGACAUACACAGCCUUUGAGAACAUAUAUCCUGUCCUUACAGAGUUCAGGAAGAACCAACAAUGAUAUACCUUUGAAUGGGACUUUGACUCUGUUGUGGAUAGUAGGUUUUCCUCUGCCAUUGUGUUCGGAGUUGGAUUAGAAGUGUGAAUAUAAGAAGAAUUGCGCCUGGCUUUUUGGCUAUGGUUGUCAUAUGGGGUCUGCUUUUUCCUUAAAGUCAGCAUGGUACUUAAAUGGAUGGUAAAUCCCUGGUGUAAUUAGUAAUUUAUGAGGGAAGAGCAAACUCAAAAAAUACAAAAUGUUCAGGGAUCGGGGUUAGCUGUUGCAGACAUUUCACUUUCAAUUAAAACAAUAGCAACUUAAUUAAAAUUUUGACCGUUGGUCAUACCAUUUAUUGCUCAACUGUUUUUGUCCUCUCGGACUCAGAGUUAACUUGGGUAUAUGCUAAAGACUAUAAAUUUGUAACUUGAUGCUAGGAAAUGCCUAAAGCCAGUGAAAUUUUUCA